Symbiodinium natans is the source of this 1536-nucleotide messenger RNA. NCBI's taxonomy places the organism in Eukaryota, Dinophyceae, Suessiales, Symbiodiniaceae. The record is from the annotation of a GenBank genome assembly.
AUGUCCUCGACGAAAGCAGUGGUUGGAGCUGCGAUGCUUGCAAGCCCAUUGGCCUUCAUCGCGCCUGCAGGCGCCCCGCAAGCAGUCCCUCGCGCCACCCGCCCCGCAAGCGGAACUUCUGCCACAAAAGCGAAGUUUGACACUGCUGGCGCGGCCUUGGUGGCCACUGCUGGGCUGGUGGCUGCGGGCCGCCGCGGCUCUCGUCAGGUGCGACGGGCAGACGACGCCGCCUACGGCGCGUCGCACACCUCAUUCUACACCGACGCAGUGGCAAAGGACAAGUACGACACCUUGGAGGAAGUUCUCGCAGACAAACUGAAGGACCAGAAGCUGAAGGGCAUGGUGAACGAGCUUCUGGAUGCGUGUGUGAAGAUCACAGAGGCUCUCCGGGUUAACCUAGUCACCGUCAACGAUGCCUCGAACGCUUUUGGCGACCGCCAGCUGACGGUAGAUGUGAUCGCCGACAAUCUUCUCUGGGACCUGGCCAAGUCUUCAAAGUUUGUCUACGAGGCCUCUUCUGAAGAGGAGCCGGAGAUUGUCAAAACCAACAGUGACGGCCAAUAUGUUCUCUGCUGGGAUCCCUUGGAUGGAAGCUCCAUUGUGGACAACAACUGGGCCGUCGGAACGAUCGUCGGCGUUUGGGACAAGUCCACUGGCCUCAUCGGAGCUACUGGUCGUGACCAGGUGAUGAGCCUCGUGGCUCUCUAUGGCCCGCGAACCACGGUUUUCAUCACCCUGGAUGACGGCGUCUACGAGUUCACGCUGGGAGACGGCAACGAGUGGAUCUGCUCCCGUGAUAAGAUUCAGAUCAAGCCUGAGUGCAAGAUCUUCGCGCCCGCGAAUAUGCGUGCAGCUCAAGAAGUGGAUGGAUACAACAACCUGAUCCAGCACUACAUGACCAACAAGUUCACGCUGCGUUACACUGGUGGCCUGGUGCCUGAUGUUUGCCAGCAGUUCACCAAGGGCCAGGGUGUGUUCACCAACCCGACUUCCAAGGCGUCCCCAGCAAAGCUGCGCUUGGCCUUUGAGGCUGCCCCGUUUGGCCGACUUGUGGAGAUGUCAGGUGGCAAGACCUCGGAUGGCGUGAGCGGCAACAGUGUCCUGGACAUGAAGAUCACCGCGGUGGACCAGCGAACUGCUUUGGCCAUCGGAUCAGCCCAGGUCCGCCGUGCAACGGCAGGCCAAAGUGAGGAGCCCGGCGAUUGGACUGCUGACUGCUGUUGGCCUGUAGGUGGUGAGGAUGCAGUGGCGCGGCUGGGUGCCCGGGUGCCCUUCUUUGGGAAAGCCUUAGUUCCCUCUGCGGAAGUCACCGCUGACAAGCUUUCAGAGGGCAGCUUGUGGUGUCCGGAGGACGCUUGCCUGACGUAUGAUGCAUCCCGAGAGAAGGCAUCAUUGGCUGUCCUCUAUCGGAGAGGAUGUCGUGAGAAGGUACUGCAAAAUCUCGGAGCCUCCAGCGAGGAGGAUCUCAAGGCACUAGUCCAAGUCGGCCCCCUGCCUGCCCUGCCUGUGAUGUUGAGGCGUUUUUGCUUGUGGUAA